AUGGCCAACGGGAAGCUGCAUUUUAUUGGAACAUUGAAUUCUAAUGAUCUGGUGGAAGAUUCAAACCACUUCAAGUUAAAGGAUGUGACCAGUAAUGAGAGGUUUGCACUGUACUAUGCUGAUGAUAUGAUAAAGCCCAACGUCCAGCCUUAUAUACCGGUAGCACAGGGAGAAGACAGUUUACAUAUGUUCCGCUUAAAUAGCAUUGGGAGCCCUCAGGCUAGACCAGGCAUUAUGACAGAAGCAGAGAUCCAUAGACUGACCUUCAGGAAGAGGAGUUGGAUUCAACCAGCAAGCCCCUCUGAAAAAGACCCAGUAGGUUGUGAACAACAUGAGGCUCCAGUAAAGAAGUUCAGCUUUGGGCAGCAUGCAUUUCCUACUAACAACUGUCAUCCAGCAUCUGGAGAAGAAGAAAAGAGGAUUGAUAUUGUGGACAAGCAGCAGAGGACUGGACAGAUAGAGCCAUUUUGGAGUUGUCGAUCGGGAUUGACAGCAAAAGAUAGCAGUGAGUCUGUUUUUGAAGACAUCUCAAAAGAGGCCAGAGCUGACCAAGCUGUGAUCAUACAAGUGCAGCAUAGUAAUCAUAUGUCUAAUGUAGAGAAACCAACAUCUAAGUCUGAGGACCUGGAGAGCAGCCAUUACUGGCAAAAUAGCAGAAACUCUGAAUUGUCACUUCCAGUGGAAAGCUGUGUACAUGCUGAAAUAUGUGGAAGUGUCUCUGUCCUCGAAUGUGUGCAAGACACACCUGUUAGGUCAGGUGAAAUACUGGACUCAGUGGAGGAAAAAGAAGACUGUGGCUCUGAAAGAAGAGAGAUUACCAAGAGCAGAACAAAUUCUCCCCAGCCAGUUGAGAAUACAUUUCUGAUGCUUGUUGGAGAGAGAGAUGGAAAGGUGGAAUCCUCAGGACCCCCCACCAGUGAUGGAGUGCAGCACAGCAUCCAGCCCCACUCUCAGGCUGGUGAGAUGAAAUUAUUUCCAAAGCAUAAAUGUGAACCCCCUGGACCCUCACAGGAAGCUCCUAAGAUCAUUUCAUCACAUGAGUUGCGCAAAAAGACACUCAGAGCCCUCAGGUUCCCCUCGCAGCUCUUCCACAAGGCAAAAGUAAAGGGCUCAAUAAAACUCCUAAAACCAAAACUUCUACAGCCCAACAUCAAGAUGCAGAGACAUCCUCUCCGACCACAGAAAGAAUUAAAGAGUCAAGGAUGCAAUAAACCAAAUCACUCCAAAUCCCCAAAGCUCUCUGAUCCAAGUCUGUCAGGAUCCAAACGAAGCAAUGAAAUGCCUUCAGAAACAGACAGAAAAGAAGAUGGAACCACAGCAAGCACUAAAGGGGCCUUUAGUUUGACCUCUGAUCCCAGGGUGUGUGACACAGGCCGUCUCUCACAAGAGGAGAGAGAGUGUUUGUUAGAGGAGGCAGGAAAAGUCAAAGCAUUUGUUGUUACCAUGGUAUACCAAGAUGGCACCAUACAAUUGGACCCAGAACAGAAGCUGAGCCCUUCAGUGUGUGGCCUUCUGGUUCUGCUAAAGAGGGAAUUGGAUUCAGAGGGACCACAGGACAGACCACCAGAGAGGGUGCUGUACCUCAGACUAGAGCAGGCACCAGCUUGGGCCCAACAAGACUAUACACAAAAGCAGGAUGUCUUUACCAGAGAGAUGCUCAUGCAGAUGAUGUGUGACGCAAAGCCAUUUGUAUGCUUUAAAGCUAAAGACCUGCUUCGCACAGCACUGAAACACUUCAGCAAAGACUUGAGCUGGAAACAAGUGUUGGGGUGUCAUGUGAUGGAUCCUCAGAUUUCAGCAUGGUUGUUAGAUCCUGCCAAUUCUGCAUCCUGCUUCCAGACCCUGCUUUGCAAGCACUACUCGCAUUCAGUUACGUCCACAUCACUGCAACCUGUGCUUGGGCAAGCCAAGGUGACUCAAGUGAUCUCAAACUUGUCUCUCUUAUACAAUCUAAUGGUGGAACUGCAUAACAAGCUUCAGACUCAGGGGCUGUGGCAGCUCUAUUCUGGCAUAGAACAAAAGAUGAUUCCAAUUCUGGCAGUUAUGGAAAGCUAUAAAAUGCAUGUGGACAAGGAGGCCAUGAAAAAUACUUCAGAGUUGCUAGGGUCUAAGCUGAAGCAGUUAGAGCAGGAGGCUCACCAGGCUGCAGGUCAGAAGUUCUUGGUGUCCAGCAGUGCACAGCUCAGACUGAUCCUAUUCGAGAAGCUGCGUUUACAUGAACUUUGUGAGAAUAAAAAGCUUCCCAAAACAAUAAAAAAACAGCAGUCCACAUCAGAAACAGCACUAUUACAACUACAGAAGCUGCAUCCACUGCCAAAAAUCAUACUUGAAUACAGACAGAUUCACAAAAACAAGACUGCAUUUGUGGAUGGCAUUUUGUCUUGCAUGAGCAAGACGUUCGUUUCUUCCACAUGGAAUCAGACAAAUACAGUGAGCGGCAGACUGUCUGCUAAACAUCCUAAUUUUCAAGCUCUUCCGAAGCAGCCACUGCAGAUUUCUAAGGAACAGUACAUCCAAGGAAAGAUCUCUGACGUAGUGACUGUCCACCCACGUGCCAUGUUCAUUCCACGAGAGGGUUGGACUUUCCUCUCUGCAGAUUUCUGUCAGGUGGAGCUGCGUCUCUUGGCUCACCUAUCAGCUGACCCACAGCUGCUGAGAAUCUUUCAGAACACUGAAGCAGACGCCUUCACCAUGCUGGCAGCUCAGUGGAAGAGAGCGGUUGUCUUGUAUUCUGGGUGUGAGUACAGAGGAGGCCAGUCGUUUUCAGGACACUUUCCUACAGACGUACAGAGAGGUGCCGGCCUUCAUCCAGCACACCAUCCAGAACUGCCACAUACACGGUGCUCAGCUGCAGACCUAGCCAAAAUGGCAAUGAUCAAAAUCUGCUCUCAAGUGGCUUCUGCCUCUUAUACUGCCAGGCUGGUGGCUCAAAUCCAUGAUGAGCUGCUGUUUGAAGUGGAGUUCUCACAAUUGGAGCAGUUUGCUGUGUUGGUGAAGAAGACCAUGGAAUCUCUUCAGCACAUUGAAAAUUUGGGAGUGAAUCUCUCUGUGCCCCUCAAAGUCUCAUUGUCCACAGGACCAUCAUGGGGUUCAUUGUGCGACUUGAACCUCCCCUGCACCACUACAGCUACUUCUCUCUGAGUCUCCCGCUCUUCCUCUCCAUCCCGUAACUAUGGUAACCGGGCAGCUGCAGUUCCCAAUUCUUGUUUCUCACUGAUGUAUCUGAGAGCAAUGGUAGGAGCAAGCUGGAUCGAACCAGUUCUUUUGGGGGGUGGGGGGCUUCUCUUGAUUCAUUUUUAUCCUUUUACUGUUGGAUUCGGUUCUUCUCACCGUUAGAAGCUAGUAUCUCUUUGCACGAAAAUAGAAGUAGCUAUUAAAUCAGUUUUUUUGGUUCAUUUACACUGUUUGUACAUCUUAUGUUGACAUGCUCUUCAAUACAUCUUUCAACAAAUAAUAAAU
Sinocyclocheilus anshuiensis is the source of this 3459-nucleotide messenger RNA. Its product is annotated as DNA polymerase nu-like. Gene Ontology annotation, biological process: DNA-templated DNA replication; double-strand break repair. NCBI's taxonomy places the organism in Eukaryota, Metazoa, Chordata, Actinopteri, Cypriniformes, Cyprinidae. The transcript has 22 exons. The record is from RefSeq and is a predicted model, not a curated record. The coding region runs from base 1 to 3141 and encodes 1046 amino acids. Gene Ontology annotation, molecular function: DNA binding; DNA-directed DNA polymerase activity.